Molecule: messenger RNA, 990 nt
Organism: Cylicocyclus nassatus
Lineage: Eukaryota; Metazoa; Nematoda; Chromadorea; Rhabditida; Strongylidae
Source: the annotation of a GenBank genome assembly
AUGCGCGCGCUCCACGGUUACAGUUGCCCACGCGCCAGUGUCGCAUGCGCCCAGCUUAUUUGGGUGACCGCCUUCGUCAUUGAUCAGAUUUUAGUGAAGCAGGAUUACAUUCACUCUGCUUUCGGGUAUCCUUACCAAACAGAUGUCAUAACUUCUUCUAUCGCAAAGUAUGGAGAUAAAAUUUACUGCCGCUAUUUUGAUAUGUCGAUGCAGGAAAUCGGAAACCCAUUCAAAAGUGUCGUGUUUCCUGAGUACACGGUAAUGUGCCUGCGAAGAGAUGGGGCAAAAUUCAUGUCACUGUCGGAGAGUGCAAGUGGAUACUAUGAUUAUCCAGUGCCAAUCGUUGAUCGCACUCAAUACGUGCCCAUACAUUUCUUCUCAGUUUGCUUAGCUCCCAUUCAUGGAACAGCAACAAAAUGGCUCCAGCUUGUCGAGUUCAUUGAGCAUUACAAAAUCCAGGGUGCAACGCAUUUUUAUAUAUACAUUAGUCACAUCGAUGAAUAUAGCCGAAUGUUAAUAGAUGAUUAUGUUCGCACUGGUGAUGCAGAAGUCAUAAUUCUUCGUAAUCGUUUCAAGGGAAUGGACGAAGUUUGGCAUUCCGUGCAGAUCCAGGAAUGUUUGAAUCGUGCAAGAGGGCAUUCUCGAUGGGUGGCAUUUGUUGACCUGGACGAGCGAAUAACACCAACUAACUACUCUAAAACACUUCGAAGCUACUUAAAGGAAUUGAAUGAUGACAAAAUAGGAGGUAUUCAGUUUCGACAACGUUUGGUUUUGCAAAAUGCAGCACUCCCUAGGAGGUACACGGAAGCGAACCAGAUAGCCAGCUGGAUGCCAACGCGACGGUUUCAUAACACAUCUCGUGUCGGCCGACAGUGGAAAUGCAUAGUUGAUCCUAAAAAGGUUCUGUUUAUGCGUAAACAUAAGCCGGACGCAUUCUUGAAAGGAUACUGGCUACAUCAGAUGAAACCUGAAGAGGGGAUAGUGAGAUGA